CUCCACACCGAAAAAACAGAGGGGUCCCUCAGAAGCUUUCUUGUUUGCCUUUUCCCCCAAUUACCUUCCUCCAUCGUGUUCUGUUGCCGGUGAUCUUCAGCUCGCCGGAGAGAUGAAUAUUCCGGCGAACCUUUCUUUGUUAUCGAUGAACAAUGCUCGUCUCUCCGAUCAUCGCCGUCAUGUUUUUCACGAAAACCCUGGCCUUAAAAUAGCGAUCUCCUUCCUUUCUCGCUUUUUUUAGAAGCUAUUCGACGCUUCUUCUGUGUGUCUUGAGAAAAGUAUCGGUUUCUCGGUGUCGCGUAGGGUGGUAAAUAAAUUUUGGCAGUUUUUUUUUUUUUUGGGUUUUCUGUUGGUUGAUCGGUUAAAAGGCGAGUUGAUUCUGUGAGUGGUUGUUUUUUAGCUGACCAGAGUUGUAGGUGAUGAAUGUUUGUUGACUGGGUUACUGCUUGGAUUUGCUUAGUAUUCUAGCUCGUUCUGGUUCUUCUUCGCUGGAAAAAGAGAGGAGUCUUUCAAUUUCGAUGUACAUUUUCAGAAUCUGUGUCUGGCUUUGUCGCUUUAAUACUUGACCUUUUUAUGAGCAAGUGAAGUUCAUUGAGCUCUGAAAAUGGAGCAGAGCUGACGCAGAGUGGUACAGUUUAGUGUAAUUACGAGUCUGUGAAAAAGAGAGGUAGAAAGGACCCGGGUUUUCAGAUCAUCUUCUUCAAAAUUUUCUCAGCCAUGCCUCCGAUGAAAAUACAGCCAAUUGAUGUUCCUGUCGAUUCCCAGAAAUUGAAGGAUGCAGCUGUAAGAAACGAUGCAGCGAAACCAGUGUUGAAGUCGCGGCUCAGGAGGCUGUUCGUGUUCGAUCGGCAGUCUCCAAGCGUUUUGAAGACUUCCUCGGCGGAGAAAUCCAUCGGCGGUGACGCUCAGAAUCAGAAAGAUGGAGGAGGAGGCUCGGAGUUCGAGCCCAGCUCACUUUGCUUGGCUAAAAUGGUGCAGAAUUUCAUGGAGGAAAGUAACGAGAAACAGCCACCUGCACAGAAAUGCGGCCGCAAUCGCUGCAAUUGUUUCAACGGGAACAGUAAUGACAGUUCCGACGAGGAAUUCGACUUGUUCGGUACUUUCGGCGAAUCAAGCACCGGCGGAUCAUUCAGUGAGGCCGCCGACGUGGUGAAGGGUUUGAUUUUAUGCGCUAGUGUUGCCGAGAGGAAUCUGUUAGCUGACACUGCGAAGAUCGUUGAGAACAACAAGGUCCAUAAACGUAAAGAUGAUUUGAGAAAGAUCGUUACCGAAGGCCUUUCUUUGCUUGGCUACGAUUGUUCCAUCUGUAAAUCCAAAUGGGACAAAACCCCAUCUUGCCCUGCUGGUGAAUACGAGUAUAUCGAUGUCAUCGUUGAAUCUGAGAGAUUGUUGAUAGACAUCGAUUUCCGAUCAGAGUUCGAGAUAGCUCGAUCGACGGGUGCUUACAAAAGCAUCCUUCAAUUACUGCCUCACAUUUUCGUCGGAAAAUCAGAUCGCCUUAGUCAGAUCAUAUCGAUCGUAUCAGAGGCAGCGAAGCAGAGUCUUAAGAAGAAAGGGAUGCACUUUCCGCCGUGGAGGAAGGCGGAGUAUAUGCGAGCCAAGUGGCUGUCUUCCCCCUGUACUAGGACCAAGCAACCCCCAUCGUCCUCCUCCGUCCCAUCUGACGUCGUUUCGGAAUCGCAGACCUCGAAAAAGGGGGACGUGAUCGGCUACGGCGACGGCGACGAUGACUCCGCGACGACGGAGGAUGUUUGUGGCGAGUUGGAGUUGAUAUUCGGCGAGAAAAAUUCUCUGCCGGAUCCGGAGCCGGAGGCUGAUCCUGGCGACGAGACCACCAAGCCGGCGGUAGUCAUCACGGAGUCACCGUCGUGGCAGCUGCCGGCGAUCAAACCGAAGAGUAUUGAGAAAGGAACCAAGGUCGUCCCCGGAUUAGCCUCUCUCCUCAAAGAGAAACCUUCGAAGUAAAAUUUUGGACGUCGUACCUUUUUUUUUUUUUGCCCUCUCCCUAAUCCUUAAGCAAAAGCAUAUAAUGAGAGAAAUUCAGAUAAAUGUCUCUCUCCUUUUUUUUUUUUAAUUUCAUUUUAUUUUUGUCAAUUUUGUUUUCCUGAUGUUUAAAGGAUGUAGGGAGAUGUUUCGUAAGAAGCCAACUAUAUGAUCCAUGUAAUAAAAUACAUUGUAGAAAGGUAAGGAUUUUAUGUACAAAUUGUGACAA
Neltuma alba is the source of this 2212-nucleotide messenger RNA. RefSeq lists its product as uncharacterized. The transcript has 3 exons. The record is from RefSeq and is a predicted model, not a curated record. NCBI's taxonomy places the organism in Eukaryota, Viridiplantae, Streptophyta, Magnoliopsida, Fabales, Fabaceae. Bases 718 to 1965 code for a protein of 415 amino acids.